AUGUGGAUUCACUCUCGUGUCGGCAUACUCUCCAGCCAAUCGCCCGACGACUUGCGGCUUCUAAUGGCGGAUCCGGUGUCCGCUGCUGUCGCUGUAGGAUGGGCCAUGAAAGCCGCUGGGUGGGUGGCCUCGCCCAUCAUCUCCGAGCUCUACAAGAAAGCCUCCUCCCUCCUCAACUUUGAUGCGUCGCAGAAGCUCAAGGAACUGGAGCCAAAGAUUUUGCUUCUGCAGCGCGUGAUGGAAAUAGUCGAGGAGAGCCCUUACAGGCAUCGUCUGCAGCAGCUGUUCAACGAUCUUAAGUCUGCUUUCUACGAAGCAGAGGACAUCUUGGAUGAUGUUGAGUAUUACCUCCUAGAGAAACAGAUACAGGAUGACUAUCUCAAGUUAGAGGUGGCCGGGCCUCGACGCAACAAGAGUCAUGUGAAGAAGCUCUUGACGUCUGCCAUGAAAAAGUGCAACUUCCUGAAAGAUCAGGACUGUGGCAUGUCAAAAAUCGAGUUGAAGCAGAGCCUAGAAAAAAUAGAAAAGGUCAUAAAUGAUGCAUGUGGAUUUUUUGAACAGAUGAACUUGCCAAACAAAAGCAAUGUUAAUUUGAGCAAACCUGCCAACUCACGAGGUGCGGUCACUACGGCGAGGCCUCCACCUCUGGUAAUCGGAAGAGAUAAAGAUUGUGAUAACAUAGUUGCAAUGCUUCAUGAUAAGGAAGAAGAUGCUCAACCAGACACCAAUAGGGCUCAAUGUUAUUCCGUAAUCGGCAUUCAUGGCAUCAGUGGUUCUGGAAAAUCAACCCUUUCACAACUUGUUUGUGCUCGUGAGCAAAAGGAUGGUCAUUUCAACCUUGUUAUGUGGGUUCACGUUUCUCAGGAUUUUAGUGUGGAUGCCAUUUUCAGGCAGAUGUCUGAGGCCGCUAGCAGGACCCCGUGCCCUCAGUUCAAUAAUCUUGACACCUUACAGACUAAUUUGGAGAAGAAACUGCAUGGAAAACGGUUCCUCUUGGUACUAGAUGAUGUUUGGUACAAUAAUAGAGAUGUGAGGCAGUAUGAGAAGCUGCAACAGAUACUUUCACCGCUGAAUGCUGGAGAGGCAGGAAGCAAGAUCCUGGUGACUAGUCGAACUAAAGACGCAUUGAUAGCUCUGGGUGCUGUAGAGCAGAGAUGUAUUCCCAUGUCAGUCCUAGAUAAAGAUGUCUUCCUGAAAUUAUUCAAGCACUAUGCAUUUCAGAACGUGUGCGUUGCUGCUGAUGACCGAAUAAGACUCGAAGACAUUGUGACUCACAUUGCAAAAAAGCUGAAGGGAUCACCUCUGGCGGCCAAAAUUGUUGGAGGACAGCUACGUAUGAGGCCAAACAUUGAUUACUGGAGAAGUUCCCGAGAUGGGAACCACUUGGAUGACACCAUGGGAGCUCUGUGGUGGAGCUACCAACAUCUUGAUGAACAGGUCAGACGAUGCUUUGCUUACUGCAGUAUUUUUCCUCGAAGACGUUACUUGGAACGACAUGAGUUAGUUAAGCUUUGGGCUGCAGAAGGGUUUGCUAGAAGUAGCGAUGAAGGCAAGGAUUUGGAAGAUGUUUGCCAGGGAUACUUUGAUGUACUAGUGUCAGCCUCAUUUCUGCAACCUGAAGUAGGGAAGUACUCCAAUAAAAUGGACGCUUAUAUAGUUCAUGAUCUGUUGCUUGAUUUAGCGGAUAAGGUCGCUGGAAGUGAUUGUUUCAGAAUCGAGAAUCAGUGGAAAAGGUCAGGAGAUAACUGGACAAUGGAAGGAUGUGAAGAUGAAGUUCCCCCAGACGUCCGCCAUGUUUUUGUUCAGACCUAUGGUUCAGAAUUGAUCAUUGAGAAAAUAUGUAAAUUGGAUAACCUGCGCACUCUCAUCAUUGACAGUGCAGAAUGGAAAAAACCAGUUGAGGAGAAAGUCCUCAAGAGUCUGUUUGCGAAGCUAAGGAAGUUGCGGGUGCUUAUCAUAGCUAGUGAUCAAGGUAUGUUGUCAGUCCCAGAAUCUAUUGGUCAGCUAAGGCAUCUACGAUAUCUUGCUUUUAUGACUAGAUAUGGUUCAGACAGCAGGCUGGUUUUACCAGGCACUUUGACCAAGCUUUACCACAUGCAGGUUCUAGAUUUUGGUAAUAUUAGUGAUUUGGUGUUUGACUCGUGUGAAGAUAUGUUUAGCCUCAUCAACUUGCGACAUAUAAUCCAAGUGCCGUUUCAGGAAAUUCAAAGCAUUGGCAGGCUGACAUUACUUCGAACGCUGGAAACAUUUGAAGUAAGAAAGGAACAAGGGUGCGAGUUAAAGCAACUCAGCGACCUAAACCAGCUUUGCGGCAAACUGACUAUCUUGGGCCUCCAAAACGUUGAAAGCCAGCAGGAAGCUCUUGAAGCCAACCUAGCCGAUAAACAAGGGCUCAGAACAUUGGAACUGUGGUGGAAUUAUGAUGACAGAGCAGAGUUAAAAGAAAAGAAAGUUCAGACAGAGGUACUAGAGGGUCUAUGCCCACCGAAGCUUCUCGAAUCACUGACCAUAUACUGCUACGAUGGUUUGAGCUACCCAAGUUGGAUGAUGGGUAAGCACAAUGGUGGCCCAAAGUAUCUCAACACACUCAGCCUGCACUGUUGCAGCACAAAACUUGGCCCAGAACUUGGUGGGUUUUGCUCCCACCUCCGUUCACUCUAUAUCUUCGGUUGCAGCUGGGACACCUUGCCAGAUCAAAUGGAGCACCUGACGUCACUGAAGGACCUGGGCCUCAAGGGCUGCAGGAAUAUUCGGUCGCUUCCAACGCUGCCGCAGUCUCUUGAGUGCUUCAAACUCAGUCGCUCCAAUGAGAUGUUGAUGAGUUCAUGCAGAACAGUUGGAGAUCCCAAUUGGGAAAAGCUUCAGCACGUUCCUGUAGCAUAUGUUGAUGGCUACCGGCUGGAAAGGAGAGCCCAAUAUACUUCAUCAUCAGAGCCUGAGACCCCCUAA
Molecule: messenger RNA, 2949 nt
Organism: Triticum turgidum subsp. durum (durum wheat)
Lineage: Eukaryota; Viridiplantae; Streptophyta; Magnoliopsida; Poales; Poaceae
Source: the annotation of a GenBank genome assembly